CAGAAAACGCGAAUAUAGGGUUUAUUUAUCUUUGAGAUUUUGUCUAGGAGGUUUUUGUGUUAUCAAAAUGGAAAAUCGAGUCUCAGCAUCGCAAAUAGAUGAGCUACUUGACUUCUUAGAAAGUCAUCCUAGCUUAGCCAAGGGUAGUGUUGGGCUUGGGGGAAGAUCAAAAGAGACAAUUGAAAGAAAAUGGGACGAAUUAGCAAUAUGUAUGAAUGGUCAUGGUACUGGAGCUACAAAGAAUGGACAACGCUGGAGAAGGUACUGGAUUGACCUUAAACAUAGGGUGAAAUCUAGAGUUGCUCAAUAUAGACAGGAUGUUACGGGUACAGGUGGAGGGCCUGCUAAUGUGGAGAGCUUUUCUGAAAUAGAUAGGAGGAUUAUGGCUCUGUUGGGAGAGGCAGCCAUAUUUGGAGACACAGCAUCAAGUCCCAUUUGGUGAUUCCAUUGUUCAGCCAGUAGAGGUUGUGGAAGAACAAAUUGAAAAUAUAUCAGAACCAUGUCCUUCAACAUCAGCUGUUCAGCCAGCACCAGAAAUGGAAUCGAAAAGAGAAACGCCAUCUAGAUAUCGUAAGAGAGUCAGUAAUGACUGGGUCAUUGAGUUGGAAGAAAAGAGGGUUGAAGCUGAGGGAAAACUUGGCAGUGCAGCACUGGUGAUGGCAGAAGCAAGCCGGAUACAGGCAGAAGCAAGUCGCAUGCAGGCAGAAGCAAGUCGCAUGCAGGCAGAAGUGGCACUGAUGCAGAUGAAAGUCACUCAAGAAAUGUCG
This is a messenger RNA of Acanthoscelides obtectus, 767 nucleotides long. NCBI's taxonomy places the organism in Eukaryota, Metazoa, Arthropoda, Insecta, Coleoptera, Chrysomelidae. The record is from the annotation of a GenBank genome assembly.